This is a messenger RNA of Penicillium nucicola, 519 nucleotides long. RefSeq names its product GPI anchored serine-threonine rich protein. The transcript has 3 exons. The coding region runs from base 1 to 519 and encodes 172 amino acids. The record is from RefSeq and is a predicted model, not a curated record. Lineage: Eukaryota; Fungi; Ascomycota; Eurotiomycetes; Eurotiales; Aspergillaceae.
AUGCGUUUCAUUACGACCAGCCUGUUCAUGGUGCUGGCAUCAACCGCCCUCGUCGCAGCGCAGAGCGCCACAAUCACAUCUCCAAGCGGCAAUGAGCAAUGCACCGCUGUGCCGAUUGUCCAGAAAUGCAUCUCAAUAAUGCAAAAGGGCCUUGACAAAUGCACCAAAGAUGACUGGGAUUGCAAAUGUUCAGGCGCAGCCAACAUCUUCGGCUGCUACGCAGACUGCGUCGGCGAAGACCGCGUCUCCGCCGAACUCCUCAGCGAACACGAUUGUCGCACAGCGAACGCAUACGACAAGGGCCGCACCACCGUAAAUGAUGUAUGGACGACACCCAGUCCGGAUGCGGUCGAGGCUACGCCUACAGAAGCCUCUACGACCGCCCAGUCUACGAGCACCAGUGAGCCGACAAAGACCUUGAGUGAAGAGAAGGCGGCGACAUCCAAGGGUGCUGCAGCCGGUAAGCCGGUUGGAACUUGGUUGGCUCUUGUUGGAUUUGGACUUGGGGUUGCUUUUUGA